ACAGCUGUGGAUAUGUUCAAGCCUCUACCUCAUUCAUUCAUCUGUGAAUUCUUUUUUAAAAUUAAAUCCUGUUUUUUGAGCUGAAACUAAAACAACAGCCUGGCUUUUUUCUUUCUUUUUAUCUUUUUGUUUUUCUUGUUUUUGGAGUCCUCCUCCUGUUGCUACAGUAUGUGUGUGUGGUGUUGACCCCACGCUGCCACCUGCUGUGUGACCACAGGAGCACGAGGAAACACCAGGAUGUUUCCUCUGAUGAGGAUGAAGCAGCAGCAGCAGCAGCCCUUCUCUGUGGUGGGCUUUUCACUGACCUGGACACUGGUGCUGUCACUCAGUGUGGGUCAGUGUAAGGAGGUGGACAACGUGGCAAGGGCACGACAGCCGCCCAUGUCUCCGUCCGACUUCCUGGACAAACUGAUGGGAAGGACAUCAGGAUACGACGCCAGGAUACGACCCAACUUUAAAGGUCCUCCAGUCAACGUCUCCUGCAAUAUUUUCAUCAACAGCUUUGGUUCCAUCGCUGAAACCACGAUGGAUUACCGCGUCAACAUCUUCCUCCGUCAGCAGUGGAACGACCCCAGACUCGCCUACGCCGAGUACCCAGACGACUCUCUGGACCUGGACCCGUCCAUGUUGGACUCCAUAUGGAAACCAGACCUGUUCUUUGCCAACGAGAAGGGAGCUCAUUUUCACGAGGUCACCACAGACAACAAACUGCUGAGGAUUUUCAAGAACGGGAAUGUUUUAUACUCCAUCAGACUCACAUUAACUCUGUCGUGUCCCAUGGAUCUAAAAAACUUCCCCAUGGAUGUUCAGACCUGUAUCAUGCAGCUGGAGAGCUUUGGUUACACCAUGAACGACCUGAUCUUUGAGUGGCAGGAGAACGGACCGGUCCAAGUGGCCGAAGGCCUCACGCUCCCACAGUUCAUCCUCAAAGACGAGUCAGACCUGAGAUACUGCACCAAGCACUACAACACGGGUAAGUUCACCUGUAUCGAGGUCCGGUUCCACCUGGAGCGUCAGAUGGGCUACUACCUGAUCCAGAUGUACAUCCCAUCCCUGCUCAUUGUCAUCCUGUCCUGGGUCUCGUUCUGGAUCAACAUGGACGCUGCUCCGGCCAGAGUGGCUCUGGGCAUCACCACUGUCCUCACCAUGACAACGCAGAGCUCCGGCUCCAGGACUUCACUGCCAAAGGUCUCUUAUGUGAAGGCCAUAGACAUAUGGAUGGCUGUGUGUCUGCUCUUCGUCUUCUCCGCUCUGCUGGAAUACGCCGCCGUCAACUUUGUGUCGAGGCAGCACAAAGAGCUGCUGAGAUUCAGACGACAUCACAGGAACAAGAGCAGCAGCAACAACAAGGAAGGGGAAGUCCACGAGAGCCGGCUGACCUCCAAAGCGGCCGUGACCUCCACUCCCUGCAACAGCAAGGAUUCCAAGUCCGGCACCAACAACGCCGUUUCUGUACUCAACAGCGGAGGAGCCGCAGCUAAAGCUACCCACAAUGCACCUGGAGCAGCGACAGCAUCAGCAGCAUCAGUGGCAGGUGGAGGCGGUAAAAGCAUAGACGAGAUGAGAAAGUUGUUCAUCGAUCGAGCCAAAAAGAUCGACACGGUGUCGCGCGCCGGUUUCCCUCUCGCUUUUCUCUUCUUCAACAUUUUCUACUGGGUUCUUUAUAAAAUCCUCAGACAUGAAGACGUUCAUAAACUGUAGUUUUAAAACUGUACUGUAUGUGCACACACACACUCAUUAUGUGCACACACACACUUUCUACUGACAACCAGACCACGAUGUGAGUGAGUGAGUUGUAUGUGUGGGUGUGUAUGUGUGGCACACACACUUUACUUUAGACCAGGACACUUUAAAGGACACAUAUGUAAAAUAUGAACAACAGCAAACAUCAGCGUUUACACUGUAAAACGGUUUAUUAUAAAUAGGUAAAAUUAGCUUCAUGGUUUAUGGGAAAUUUUUCA
Messenger RNA from Solea solea (common sole), 1961 nucleotides. RefSeq names its product glycine receptor subunit alpha-3-like. Gene Ontology annotation, biological process: signal transduction; regulation of membrane potential; chemical synaptic transmission. The transcript has 9 exons. Gene Ontology annotation, cellular component: synapse; plasma membrane; neuron projection. The record is from RefSeq and is a predicted model, not a curated record. Gene Ontology annotation, molecular function: chloride channel activity; transmembrane signaling receptor activity; transmitter-gated monoatomic ion channel activity. The coding region runs from base 238 to 1701 and encodes 487 amino acids. Lineage: Eukaryota; Metazoa; Chordata; Actinopteri; Pleuronectiformes; Soleidae.